AGAAAAACAUUUUAUUUUCAAAAACUUCUAGUGAAUAUAAUAUUACUUCGUUUACAGUGAAAAACAAUUGACAAAAGUAUACUCUGUGUUCUGAGGAUUAAAAUUUGGCGUGCAACACCAUGUGGCGGCCAUGAGAGCGGCGGGCCGAUGACGGUAUGAUGUACUCGGCCAAGUGGAAGCGGGCCGCGGUGCUGCUGCUGCUAGUGUGGAUCGCCGUCACCUACCUCGUCAUAUCGCCGCUCAGGUGCGAUGGCGGUUCGGAGUCGGCGGUGGACUUUCAGGAGCGUUUGCGGACGGUAUCGGCGCAGCUCGAGACACUCAAGAAGCAGCACGCCGGCCUCAUAGCGCAGAUACGACACGGCCUACCAGCCAAUUUGGAUAUCGACGCGGGCGCGUUACUCCAGAACUAUGGCGGCGGCCCGUCUGAGGAGUACGAGAGCCUGCGAAGGAGAAUAUACUCUAACACCAAGGAGAUAUGGUUCUUUAUCAAUCACGAGCUCACCAAGUUCAUGGGUGAUGAUAUGAAGACGGACCGCCUGCAGGGGAUUCUCGACCAAGUGGCUGAUAGGAAAAGAUCUCUCCUCUCCGAUCAGGAGAAGCUACAACAGCUGGAUGGGUACGCGGACUGGCGGAAGACGGAGGCGGCCAACGUCAGCGACUUGGUCCAGCGACGGCUGCGGUGGCUGCAGAACCCAUCAGACUGUAGAGACGCGAGGAAGGUUAUCUGCAACCUGAAUAAGGGCUGCGGCUUCGGCUGCCAAGUCCACCACAUAGUCUACUGUCUUAUAUUCGCGUACGCCACGGAACGGACCCUCAUCCUCAACUCCAAGGGUUGGAGAUACAACAGCAAGGGCUGGGAGUACGUAUUCCACCCCGUGUCAGAAUCCUGCACUUCGGCGUACGAUGAUAAAGUCGUGCAGUGGCCAGUGUCAUACGACGCGAAAGUAGUGUCACUACCGUUCAUCGACUCCAUAUUCCAGAAGCCAAAGUUCUUGCCACUCGCCAUACCGUCUGACUUGGCGCACAGGAUAGUCCGUUUCAACGGCGACCCAGCGUCGUGGUGGAUCGGCCAGAUGUUAAAAUAUGUGCUGAAGCCGCGAGCCGCCAUGCAGAAGACGAUCAAUGAGACAAUCGCCAAAUUGAACUUCAAGCAUCCUAUAGUCGGAGUCCACAUUCGGCGGACGGACAAGGUGGGAACGGAAGCGGCUUUCCACCACAUAGACGAGUAUAUGGUCCACGUGCGCGACUACUACGAGCAGCUGGCGCUGACGCAGACGCUCGACGCGCGACGCGUGUACCUCGCCACGGACGACGCCAACGUACUAGAUGACGCACGCAAAAAGUAUCCAGAAUACACCUUCCUCGGCGACCCGUCAGUCGCAAAGACCGCGGCGACGCACCGCCGCUACACGCCGCUGUCGCUCAGCGGGCUGCUGCUCGACCUGCACCUGCUGGCGCAGUGCGACUACCUCGUGUGCACGUUCAGUAGCCAGGUGGGCCGCGUGGCGUACGAGCUGAUGCAGACGAACCGCGUGGACGCGUCCGACAGCUUCUACUCGCUGGACGACAUCUACUACUUCGGCGGACAAAACGCGCACGAUCGCCGCGCCGUGCUGCCGCAUAGCGCCAGCGACAGGCAGCAGAUAUCAUUCCAGGUUGGUGACCUGAUUGGUGUUGCUGGCAAUCACUGGAAUGGUUUCGGACGAGGAACCAAUAAGAGAACGAAUGUGAACGGCCUAAUACCGUGGUACAAGACAGCGGAUCAUCUAGUGUUGUACCCGUUCCCCGAGUACAAGCAAGUACCCAUGUAUGCGGACACGCGGCACGACGAGUCAUGAGACUAAUGUGAUGCGCGCUCGACCCAACCGGAAUAGAACGAAUUUCAAAUUUGACAGAUGACAGGUAUACUUCUUCUUCUUUUGACAAACGCUCUCGUAUGAUUUGCCAGUGUCAAGGAACGUAAUAAACUGUUUUUUUUUUCAAAGGUAAAUUAAAUAAAAGAGUAUUUUAAAUACUUGUAAGUAGAACAGUAGAUUUUUAAAUAUGAUGGAUAAGUUUGACUUACCUGUCUGUUAAGUUGGAAAUGCGUUUCUUUAUGUGUUGUGUCGAAUGUUCUCUUAGCCGAAUUAUGUUUAGGUCUCGUCUGGCCUGUUUACGACGAUAGUCACAAGUUAAAAUCUCAAUUUUUGCUCAUGAUAGAGUAGAUAAUAUGUUAUAUUUCUCAGAUACAGUCAGCUACGUAAACAUUUUAUUUAUGUUGAAUUUAUUUUAUUUUACAUCUUGACGAAAUGGAAUAAUAAUUAUUUUAUAAUACGUAAUUCUUUUUGUGCUAUUUUUAUCGAUCUUAUUUUUAUUUUGUUUAUAAAAUGGUAAUAUAUUUAAUAUAGUUUAUGUAUAGUUAAUUUUUUACUAUGCCUUGAUUUGACCAGUGGUAAUAUACCUCCUUACUAAAACAAUAUUUACAGUAAUAUUUACAGUGGAUACGCUAGGUAAUGUUUUGUGCUUGACUCGUUCAUUGGAUUAUUAACUUAAUAGAAAAGGACAAAAUAUUGUUACACAGUUUAUCUAUUGUGUAAGUUUAUUAGUGAGGAGGAUAGGAUAUUGUGUAAUACAAAUAAUGCAUUUAUUUCGAUGUAUAGUCAAUACAAAUUGCACUCUGUGUGGUGGUGAUACGAUUGAAUUUGCAAUAUUAGUUUGUAUUCUGUGUAACAUUAGGGUUAUGCAAUAACGGAUUUUAUUAAAAGUGUAGUUUUCGUUUUAGACGUUGCUUCUAAACUGUAACUUUAUACUAUCGUGCCUAAUAAUAUUAACGCGAAAUUAUGCUCAUAUACUAAAGUAUAUUUAACAUAAUAAUCUUCAAAUAGCAGAGUAUAAUA
Messenger RNA from Aricia agestis (brown argus), 2876 nucleotides. It is a transcript of the gene FucT6, whose product is annotated as alpha-(1,6)-fucosyltransferase. The coding region runs from base 156 to 1838 and encodes 560 amino acids. NCBI's taxonomy places the organism in Eukaryota, Metazoa, Arthropoda, Insecta, Lepidoptera, Lycaenidae. The record is from RefSeq and is a predicted model, not a curated record. Gene Ontology annotation, biological process: protein N-linked glycosylation. The transcript is spliced from 13 exons. Gene Ontology annotation, molecular function: alpha-(1->6)-fucosyltransferase activity; protein binding.